Messenger RNA from Serendipita indica DSM 11827, 1125 nucleotides. The record is from the annotation of a GenBank genome assembly. NCBI's taxonomy places the organism in Eukaryota, Fungi, Basidiomycota, Agaricomycetes, Sebacinales, Serendipitaceae.
AUGGACGAUGGGAGCACGCUAAAUGCGGCCAAAGCUCACCCAACUAUUCCUCCAACUCUGACCGCAACAACGACGGCGACCGCAAGCUCCAGGAUGCCUAUGUUGCUGCCCCCGAGCCCAUCGCACCGGGUGCACUUCGAGACGACGUGUGUGGUCAUCCCAGAGGUAGAGGAGCAGUCUCUCCUCCAUCUUGAAAAGCGCUCCCUGGUCCUGCCCUCCUGGCGCAGACAACGCGCAGACGACGAGACUCCACCGGCCGUCAUCACCGUCAAAGUCCCAAGCAUCAGCCGCAAACACCGUAGGCUGCACAGUGCUGAGCGGACAGCCCCUCUCCAGCCCUGUCUCCGACACUCGCAUUCGGUUUCAUGUUCAACUUCAGACCGCGACACCUCGCAUCCGCCCCCCUCUCCGAGCGCAUCGAAUUCCCACAAGCCGUCGACCACUCGUCGAGGUUCUCUCAACGCAAUGCCUGUCGAUCGCAUCCCACUCCGCGAAUGCUGCACCGCGUGCAUCGAUUCCGUCCAAAAGGGCCUUGAAAAGGACUACCACGAGCAUUGGUCAAAGGGCGCACAACGUCGUCGAAGAAUGUCAGAAUCGGAACUUGCCAUGCCUUCAACAUCGACCCCGUGCAGUUCGGCAUUUUUGAAAACCCCUGUAAAGGUCGACGAAAUAGAAACCCGGAAAUCAAAACGACAUCCCAACGCACCUGCUCGCCUGCCUCCGGCAAUGCUCGAGCACCUCUGCGCAGACGACGACGAGUCGAUGCUCUUUCCACUCCCUAGUCCUCGACGUACCCCUUCCGAAACCCCAAAGGUGGCAACUCCAUCCGGUACGCCACCCAAGGAUGGCCUCUCACCAUCCCCACGUCGCGCGCCGUCGCCAAACUCGGUCGCACAUGCGCUGUCAAUGGCUAGGCUGGAUGACACUUCAAAUACAAAACCACUCCCUCGGCUCCCGUCCACACCACCUCGGACCGGGAGAGAGCUGUUGGCUCAGUAUCCUGACGUCGACGUGCUCCCAUCACGAAGAAUCGCUUCGGAAAGCGCGACAGACACGCUCCCGUCACGACGUCCGACCCACGCUCUCUUUCGCACAGUAACCCCGACCUUGCGCGGAAUCUGGUGA